CCGCGAUGGAGAUGGACAGAUCCCUCAGCCUAUCAGAGUGAGGAGGGAGAGGACCCGGCUUCGACUUCCGCUUCCUCUGGGCCACGGGUUCUUGUGAGUUUGUAACUUCCCCCAAUGCCGCUGCACAAGUACCCUGUUAAACUCUGGAAAACCUUGAAGCUGAGGCAGGGGAUUUACUCUCGCCUGCCUGAACACUACCUCAAGUCACUACAGAAUGAAGGGACACCCACUGCAGUCCAUUAUAAACCUCACGGGGUCAAGUACAAGAUAAACCCAAAGAAUGGACAACGUGAGCUUGUCCAGGAUGUUCCCAUCCCACUCUACUUUCCCCCUGAAUCCCAGAGGGGGCUCUGGGGUGGUGAGGGCUGGAUCAGUGGUUAUAGAUAUACCAACAAUGACAAGCUCUCAAGGCGUGUGAGAAAGACUUGGAAGCCCCAUCUGUAUGAACGAGAGCUUUACAGUGAGAUCUUGGACAAGAAAUUCAAAACAACGGUUACCAUGAGAACUCUGGAUCUGAUCGAUGAAGCCUAUGGAUUUGAUUUCUAUAUCCUCAAGACUCCAAAGGAGGAUCUGUGCUCCAAGUUCGGGAUGGAUUUGAAACGAGGAAUGCUAUUGCGUCUUGCCCGGAGGGACCCUCAGCUCCACCCAGAUGAUCCAGAAAAGAGAGAAGCUAUUUAUAACAAGUACAAGGAAUUUGUGAUCCCAGAAGAAGAGGCUGAAUGGGUCGGGCUGACGUUAGAAGAAGCAGUGGAAAAACAGAGGCUCCUGGAAGAAAAAGACCCUGUCCCUCUAUUCAAAGUAUAUGUGGAAGAACUCAUUCAACAGCUUCGAGACCAGGCACUUUCACAGCCAGCUGUGAUGGAAAGGAAAGCCUAGUGGGCAAGAACUUCCCAGAAACCAGACUUGUUUGACUAAGAGGCCCCUUCCUCCUCUUAUUCCUCCUCACCAUUGUAUCCAGUCCAGACCCACUGCUGCGUAUUUCACAGGGAAUUGGGAAGCAGAGGAUGUGAAGACUUCCUGCGUCCCCCUGCUGGUCACCCAGCAGAGCUCCUGGCCUGCCUCUGGCAGUAACCAGAGUGAUAGACCAGCUCUGAUCACAGGCUACUCUGAGCUCCUACUGAUGCUUUGAACUCGAUACCUUUAUUUUUCUGAGGUAGAGUUAUUCAGAGGAACAAUAAACAACCCAUCCAGCGAUCCUGUUACUGUCCCAGUGUGUCCCUUUAGCCACACACACAUGCCAAAGUCCUACCGGGGAUGAGAAGCUAGUGAGGGCCUUGUGCAGUAGAACCAUUUCCUGGAGCUUGUCACAUGCCCUCUGGUUUCUUGGUGUGAGCCUGAUACUGUGGAGAUAUUAUCUAGUACCUAGGAGCCCUUCACAUAAAGUGGUUAAUUUGAUGA
This is a messenger RNA of Dromiciops gliroides (monito del monte), 1398 nucleotides long. RefSeq names its product mitochondrial ribosomal protein L28 (gene MRPL28). The transcript is spliced from 6 exons. Gene Ontology annotation, cellular component: mitochondrial large ribosomal subunit. The coding region runs from base 115 to 876 and encodes 253 amino acids. Gene Ontology annotation, molecular function: structural constituent of ribosome. The record is from RefSeq and is a predicted model, not a curated record. Lineage: Eukaryota; Metazoa; Chordata; Mammalia; Microbiotheria; Microbiotheriidae.